Molecule: messenger RNA, 1560 nt
Organism: Heterostelium album PN500
Lineage: Eukaryota; Evosea; Eumycetozoa; Acytosteliales; Acytosteliaceae
Gene: dst3
Product: putative protein serine/threonine kinase
Exons: 1
Coding region: 1-1560 (519 amino acids)
Biological process (GO): intracellular signal transduction; protein phosphorylation; regulation of MAPK cascade
Cellular component (GO): cytoplasm
Molecular function (GO): protein serine/threonine kinase activity; ATP binding
Source: RefSeq, a predicted model, not a curated record
AUGGCAGAUAUAGAACAAUUUUUUAGUAAUAGAAUUUCCAAAGAUGAUCCGGAAUUAAUUUUUCAAAUUGUAGAGGUUGUUGGAUCAGGAUCUUUUGGUACAGUGUGUGCAUGUCGUUGGAUGAAAAAGAAAGAUCGUGAAUCCAAUGGAAAUCGAUUGAUUGCAUGUAAAUUCGUAGAGGUCAGUGCAGACGAUAUCGAAACAAACACAAAUUUGGCAAAGGAAAUCGAUAUUCUCAGAGAAUCCAUCGAUUGUCCAUACAUUGUAGAGUACAAAGGUUGCUAUUUGAAAUCAUCGAUGCUUCUCAUAGUUAUGGAGUACUGCAAGGGUGGAUCUCUUCUCGAUAUUAUAGAGUUGUGUCAGAAGCGACUGACCGAAGACGAGAUUGCAGCGGUGUGUGCCGGUGUCGUCAAGGGACUGGUCUAUUUGCACUCGAAGCGAACCACACAUCGUGACAUCAAAGCUGGAAAUGUGUUGUUGGACGAGGAGGGUCUGCCAAAGCUGGCGGAUUUCGGUGUCUCGACAAUCGCUGAGCAAGGACAGAAAAUGAAGACCGUUAUUGGUUCGCCCUACUGGAUGGCACCAGAGAUUAUCAUGGGACAGGGAUACGAUCAGAAAGCUGACAUCUGGUCACUGGGAAUCACUGCAAUCGAAAUCGCUGAGAGUGUUCCACCCAGAUUCGAUAUUCCACCCUCGCGUGUCAUCUUCACCAUUCCCCAUCAACCACCACCCACCCUCAAAAUCCAGUCGGACUGGUCCGACGACUUUCACGAUUUCGUGCGUGUCUGUCUGGCACUGAAUCCAGCGGCACGUCCAUCUGCCCAACAACUUUUGAGUCAUCCAUUCAUUCUCAAGGGUUCAUCACAGCAGAUUCUCCAGAAGCUCGUUACUGAAUGUAUUCCUCUGUUGAAGGAGCGUCGUGAUGAGAAGAUGCGACAGAUGGAGGAAUCCGAUCAAGCUGCCGAGGCUCAGCGCAAGGCAGAGUCAUUGAAGGGUUCGGUAGUCGUAUUGAAUUCCAACACCAAGACAGCUUCCAUCAUGAGAAAAACAGGUGGAGUUCAACGUCCAGUCUCAGCAAGAUACGAUCCACAGCAACAACAACAACAACAACGACCACAAUCAAAGCCCGCUACAAAGCCUCAAGUCAACAAAAAUUCAGAGGUUGCCAAGAAAGCGGCUGCUUGGCCACCUGCAGCACCAGCAACACCAACACCCGCUACCAACACAACUUCGCCAUCGAAAUUGAAACAACCCGCACAAUUCCAACAACAACAACCAACAAAGCAACCGACAUCACCAACUGUCAAACCAGGUCAAAAUGUCACUAGAGGAACAAUUAGUAUAGGUCAACAGAAAACAACAUCAACAACAACCAAUCAAAAACAACCGACUACACCACAAAAACCAACUCAACAACAAGUUACUUCAGAAGACGAAGAAGAUGUAGUAACUGUUAUCUAUAAUGACGAUACAUCAGGAUAUAGGAGAGGAGAAGAAUUUGACGACGACGAUGACGAUGAAGAUUUUAACCAUGAAGAUUAUGAAGAAUAUGAAAUAUAA